Podarcis muralis (Common wall lizard) is the source of this 1239-nucleotide messenger RNA. The record is from RefSeq and is a predicted model, not a curated record. NCBI's taxonomy places the organism in Eukaryota, Metazoa, Chordata, Lepidosauria, Squamata, Lacertidae.
CAAAAAAAAUAUAGUCCGGCCAACCACAUGGUCUGAGGGACGGUGGACCGGCCCAUGGCUGAAAAAGGUUCCUGACCCCUGAGCUACGGUGUCCCGUUUGUGGUGGAUUCAAAAGUCCUGCUCCAGUCUGUUAGUAGACCUUUUAUUAGCCUCAUAAUAGGUACAUGGAUCUCCAUAAAUUUUCCUGGGGACUGUAGUUAGUUAAGGGUGCUGGGAAGUGUAGCUUUUUGGGGUAAACGGCCAUUGCCAGGAUUCUUUGGCAGACAUCAUGCACUUUGACUGCAUGGUACGGAUGUGAAGCUGCACACUGUAAGGAUUUCUCAUGGUUUAUGCUGCUGCUUUGCAAAGACUAUGAGUCACCCAGAGGGAGGGAAUGGCACACCCUUGGACUUGAAACUGGAGAAACGAAACUAAGCCUUUUAUUCGCACUUCAGGCAGACGAAAUGGCGGAUGAGGGUCCAGUCCAGAACCUCUGUGAGGAAACCACAUGCUCUAUCUGCCUGGAGUAUUUCACAGAUCCAGUGAUCAUAGACUGUGGUCACAAUUUCUGCCAAACCUGCAUCACCGAGGCUUGGAGAAACUCGGACCAAGAUGCUUCUUGCCCUCAGUGCAGGGAACCUUGUCAGCAAAGGAAUUUCAGGCCCAACCGGCAACUGGCGAACAUUGUGGAAAUAGCCAAGAAAUUCAGCCUUCAGAUGGCCAGAGGGGCGGAAGCGCUGGGAAAGGUUUGCGAGAGACACCAGGAGCCCCUGAAGCUCUUCUGUGAAGAUGACCAAGACCCUAUCUGUGUGGUGUGUGACAAAUCCAAGGAGCACAGGGACCACAAGGUGAUCCCAAAGGAGGAGGCCUUUGAGGAGUAUCAGGGUAAAAUUCUGCGUCAUUUGGAGUUCCUGAAUAAACAGAGAGAAGAAAUUCUGUCUUCUAAACUGAAUGGGGAGACCGAAAGCCAGAAUCUGCUGAAGCAGACAGACAUGGAGAGGCAGGAAAUCAUGGCUGAUUUCAAGCAAUUGCACCAGUUUCUGGAAGAACAAGAGCGCCUCCUGCUGGCUCAACUGAAGGAACUGGACGAUGAGAUCAAAUCCUGUGAGGACCAACAUAUUGCAAAACUAUCUGAGGAAAUGGCCUCUAUUGAUGACCUUAUCAAGGAGCUGGAAAAGAAACAGAAACAGCCAGCGACUGAAUUCUUGCAGGGUGAUUUCAUAGCUAGAAGCAUCCUUGGAGCAUGAACAGCGCGUGAAC